Molecule: messenger RNA, 3993 nt
Organism: Folsomia candida
Lineage: Eukaryota; Metazoa; Arthropoda; Collembola; Entomobryomorpha; Isotomidae
Gene: pea
Product: ATP-dependent RNA helicase DHX8
Exons: 14
Coding region: 138-3836 (1232 amino acids)
Biological process (GO): spliceosomal complex disassembly; mRNA splicing, via spliceosome
Cellular component (GO): intracellular anatomical structure; catalytic step 2 spliceosome
Molecular function (GO): ATP binding; RNA helicase activity; RNA binding
Source: RefSeq, a predicted model, not a curated record
UCAGAAGAAUUUUUCUCGAUGUCGUCGUUGCGUUCUGAAACUGAAAAUGUGAAGGAAAAAUUUUAUUUUACACGACACUUCGUUGAUCAGUUAUUUAACAAUAUUUUGUUUAAGUUAAUUUUCUACAACUAGUGAAAAUGGAGGAAAUUGAAAAGUUGGAGUACUUGUCACUGGUGUCGAAAGUGUGCACGGAGCUAGAUAACCACUUGGGCAUGAACGACAAAGACUUGGCCGAGUACGUUAUCGCGUUGGCUGAUGAAAACCCAACCUUCGAAGGGUUUCGAUCUGCAUUGGAGAAAAAUGGAGCCGAAUUUACAGACUCGCUGACGGCUAAUUUAUUUAGAUUAAUUCGUCACAUGAGGUCAAAGUCUCAAAAGGAGAGAGGUGCUGCUGGAGAUAAGGGAGCUUCGACUUUUGCUGCAACAGACGCAAAGACAGAAGUGCUUGCACACAAGUUUCCGUUUUUGGCCAUUCCUGAUAAACCGGAAGUUCAGUCAAUGUUGCAAGCGGAAAUUCAACAGAAAAUCAAAAUAGAGAUUGAAGAAAAGUCCAAGAAAGCAGAAUUAGAUAACAUGAUGGCAGCGCUGGAAUCUUUUGCUCCAUCCAAACAGGACACGAAAGAAAAAAGUCCUAGGGGUAACCACAAACCUUCAAAUAGGAGAAGUCGGUCCCCCUCAUCGAAAGGCAGGCGGAGAAGCAAGUCACGAUCAAGGAGUCACUCGCCAAAGAGAAAGAGAAGAUCCUCUAGAUCUAGAUCUAAAAGUUAUGACAGGAAUGAUAAUAGGUCACGACGAAACCGAGGUGGAAGGCACUCAAGAUCUCGCUCGCGUGAUCGGGAUGAUCGCGCAAGACUGAGGGACUAUACAAAGACAGAGAAACCAUAUUUAAGUGACAAGCUGCCGCCAAUGGAGCCUGAAGUCGGAAAAAUCUAUACUGGGAAAGUAGCAUCCGUUGUGAAGUUUGGAUGUUUCGUUCAGCUUGAUGGUCUUCGUGGCCGCCCUGGUAGAAAUAGAUGGGAAGGUCUUUGCCACAUUUCUCAACUCAGACGAGAAGGUCGUGUCAACACACCAGAAGAUGUUGUUUCCAAAGGCCAACAAGUAAAGGUCAAAGUUUUGUCAUACAACAACGACAAAGUCAGUCUAAGCAUUAAAGAUGUCGAUCAAGAAACUGGCGAAGAUUUGAACCCAUCCAUCAACGUAGGCAAAAUCAAUGCAGAUGGGAGAGUUGAUGAUGAAAGUGAUAUGCGAAAUCCUGAUCGUCCCAUGAGCAAGAUCGCUUAUGUGAUCCCUGCACUUCGGGACAUGUCUGAAGACACUGGAAAAUACAGAACAAAUAGAAUUUCUUCCCCUGAAAGAUGGGAACUCAAACAAAUGCAAGCGGCUGGGACACUUGAUAAGCAAACUCUGUUAGAAUUAGAUGAAGAGCUUCAUGUUCUCAAUGAUAAUGACGAUGACGAAGAAGACAUUGAAGUGGAAUUAGCGGAAGAAGAACCAGCAUUUCUUAGAGGGGUUGGGGGAGGUCGCUUGCUCCAUGAUUUGUCCCCGGUGCGCAUAGUUAAAAAUCCAGAUGGUUCUCUUGCUCAAGCUGCCAUGAUGCAAAGUGCUCUCUCCAAGGAGAGAAGGGAGACUAAAAUGAUUGAGAGAGACGAAGCUGGUGGAAAUCGAGGUCAGCGAGGAUCUCGAACAAAUUGGAAUGAUCCCCUCCCCGAAGAACCGGAAGGAGGAGAAAACGCAUCCAGAGGAAUUGGGAUGCCUUCAAACUCAGCCAUUGAAUUGCCUGAAUGGAAAAAACACAUUAUUGGAGGCAAAAAAGCCAGUUAUGGAAAAAAGACCACAAUGUCCAUUUUGGAACAACGACAAUCGCUUCCCAUUUUUAAGUUAAAGGAUGAACUUGUAAAAGCCGUAUCGGACAAUCAGAUUUUGAUUGUUAUUGGGGAGACUGGAUCCGGAAAAACGACCCAAAUUACUCAAUACUUGGCUGAAGCAGGGUUCACAACUCUGGGUAAACUUGGUUGUACCCAACCUAGAAGAGUGGCUGCAAUGUCCGUCGCUAAAAGAGUGGCUGAAGAGUUUGGGUGUAGAUUGGGACAAGAGGUUGGAUACACUAUCCGUUUCGAAGAUUGCACGUCUCCAGAAACCCAGAUAAAGUACAUGACGGAUGGUAUGCUGUUGAGAGAGUGCUUACUUGAUUCUGACCUCAAGGGUUACUCUGUCCUCAUGUUGGAUGAAGCCCACGAACGCACCAUUCACACUGACGUCCUAUUUGGCCUGCUAAAGAAAGCUGUGACCAAGAGGAAGGAUCUCAAACUAAUUGUAACUUCGGCUACACUCGAUGCUGUGAAGUUUUCCCAAUAUUUCAACGCAGCUCCAAUCUUCACAAUCCCUGGAAGAACAUUCCCUGUAGAAAUCCUCUACACGAAAGAACCUGAAACUGAUUACUUGGACGCUAGUUUGAUCACAGUGAUGCAAAUUCACUUAAAUGAACCCCCUGGCGACAUUCUUUUAUUUCUCACUGGUCAAGAAGAAAUCGACACAGCUUGUGAAGUUUUGUAUGAAAGAAUGAAAAGUUUAGGACCAGAUGUCCCAGAACUUAUUAUCCUCCCUGUUUAUUCAGCUCUUCCUUCUGAAAUGCAAACAAGAAUUUUUGACCCAGCUCCACCCGGAUCAAGAAAAGUUGUAAUUGCCACUAAUAUUGCGGAGACAAGUUUAACCAUUGACGGGAUAUAUUACGUAGUUGAUCCUGGAUUUGUCAAACAGAAAGUGUACAACUCAAAGAAUGGGAUGGAUGCUCUUAUAGUUACUCCAAUUUCUCAAGCUCAAGCUAAACAGAGAGCUGGUCGUGCCGGACGAACAGGACCAGGGAAAACAUAUCGAUUGUACACUGAGCGAGCCUACAGGGACGAAAUGCUUCCAACACCGGUACCCGAAAUCCAACGAACAAAUCUUGCAUCUACUCUAAUUCAACUCAAGGCAAUGGGAAUCAACGACCUUCUGCACUUUGACUUUAUGGACUCUCCUCCAGUUGAAGCUCUGGUGAUGGCUUUAGCCCAGCUUCACUCCCUCUCUGCCCUGGAUGACGAAGGGUUGUUAACAAGGCUUGGACGACGGAUGGCCGAAUUUCCACUAGAGCCCCCGCUCGCAAAAAUUGUCAUCAUGUCUGUACAGUUAGGUUGUUCAGAAGAAAUUUUGACGAUCGUGUCCAUGCUCUCCGUUCAAAACGUCUUCUAUCGGCCAAAGGAUAAACAGGAGUUGGCGGAUCAGAGAAAAGCCAAAUUCCAUCAAGCGGAAGGUGAUCACUUAACCUUGCUGGCUGUCUAUAAUGCAUGGAAAAAUAACAAAUUCGCUCCAGCAUGGUGUUAUGAAAACUUUGUACAAGUCAGAACUCUUAAAAGAGCUCAGGAUGUGAGGAAACAGUUGCUUGGCAUUAUGGAUCGUCACAAGCUAGACGUGGUUUCUUGCGGUAAAUCGACGUCAAAAGUACAACAAGCUAUUUGCUCUGGAUUCUUUAGAAACGCUGCAAAAAAGGAUCCCCAAGAAGGAUACAGAACCUUAGUCGACUCUCAGGUAGUUUACAUUCAUCCCUCAAGUGCUGUUUUCAAUCGACAACCAGAGUGGGUGGUGUAUCACGAAAUUGUUCAGACAACAAAGGAGUACAUGAGAGAAGUGACGACAAUAGACCCGCGUUGGCUGGUGGAGUAUGCACCUGCAUAUUUUAGAUUUUCAGACCCCACAAAAUUGUCCAAAUUCAAAAAGAACCAGCGACUCGAACCGCUCUACAAUAAGUACGAAGAACCAAAUUCAUGGCGAAUUUCCAGAGUUCGCAAGCGAAGGAAUUAAUCCGUUUUUUGAUUAUUAUUUCGAUGGCGGUAUCCGUAUUUAUUGUACUAUAAAUUAAUUUUAGACGGUCUAUUAGUAUUAAUAUUUUCAUUAAAAAUAUACUUAUGUUGUAAUGACGUUUUCAGACAAGAUUUCAUUAAAAUGUUUGUCAAAAAAA